This is a messenger RNA of Meloidogyne enterolobii, 393 nucleotides long. The record is from the annotation of a GenBank genome assembly. NCBI's taxonomy places the organism in Eukaryota, Metazoa, Nematoda, Chromadorea, Rhabditida, Meloidogynidae.
AUGAAGGGCGACUACUAUCGUUACUUGGCUGAGGUUUCUUCUGGUGAUGAGUUGACUGAUGUUAUCGACAAAUCACAACAGAGUUACCAAGAGGCUUUCGAUAUUGCUAAGGACAAAAUGCCGCCGACUCAUCCAAUUCGUCUUGGCCUGGCUCUCAACUUUUCGGUCUUCUACUUUGAGAUUCUCGACAAUAAGAGCAAGGCUUGUCAGUUGGCUAAGCAGUCUUUUGACGAGGCCGUUGCUGAGUUGGACACUCUUGACGAGAAUUUGUACAAGGACUCGACUCUCAUUAUGCAACUUCUUCGCGACAAUUUGACUCUGUGGACUUCUGAUGGCGGCGUUGAGGAACCGGAGACGGCUCCAAUUGUUGCUGAUGCCGAAGGCACAAAUUAA